Molecule: messenger RNA, 306 nt
Organism: Trichoderma harzianum CBS 226.95
Lineage: Eukaryota; Fungi; Ascomycota; Sordariomycetes; Hypocreales; Hypocreaceae
Exons: 1
Coding region: 1-306 (101 amino acids)
Source: RefSeq, a predicted model, not a curated record
AUGUCUGAUGUAGUAUCAAUUGCCCAACUAACACCAGCCCUGAAGACAUCCGAUCCGUUCAGCCGUGGGACAGAGAUGCCCGAAAAGAUAUGUGUCGAAGGUCAAGAUCAAUGGGUCAUAGACAAAUUGGUCAAAAGGCGCGUCAGCAACAGAGGCCGAAACCCACAAACGGAGUAUCUCGUACGUUGGAAAGGCUGUGGAGCGGAAGAAGAUGAAUGGGUCAAGCGAAUAGAAUUGGUAUGGACGGCGGAGGAGAUGGUUAGAGAGUUUGAAAGCAGGCUGCCGAUGGCAGAGGAAAACAAGUGA